AUGUCUCAACACGAAAUUAUUGAUGUGGAGGCAGAUAAAUUAGCCACUGCAACAAAAGUAACUAAAGAGCAUUCAUUGCUAUUUGUGUAUGAUUCCGAUGUCACAAUGUUUAAAGGUCUGUUAUCAUCAUCUCCUUCCAAAAAAAUACAGAAUAAUGAAACACCAAGUGUUUUUUCUAAAAAAAUAAUUGAACAUGAUAUAUCCAAACAUAAUCCUCUAAGUUCUCCUGUACAAAGAAAGUCUAUCUAUGCCUGUAGCUUAUCUGAUGAUAAAAAUGAAAUUGAAUAUAUUGGCCUGAAUAUAAAUGAGAGCUCAAAUCCAAACUACAUCAAAUCAAAUAUAGUCUGCGAGGAUUUUUCGGAAAUCGAGAUAUUGAAUGAAACACCAGCAGAAUUUAAAAAGAAGGGCGAAUUUGAUCAUGAUAGAAUAUCUGAUACGCUAAUUGUUUUAUCUGAUUCAGAUCCACCAGAUCGAGGCCUAGAUCUAGAUUCAGAUGUUUUCAAUUCAUCAAAGAAAACGCUUUCAGCUAUUUUUAAUGAUAGAAAUGCUGAUAAACUCAAAAAUAAUUCCCCUACAACAAAUUUAAAAGAUAAAAAUAAAAGUUUGUUAAAACCUGUUAAAAGAAAGUCAAAUAGUACAAAUUCCUCGCCAGUUUCCAAAAGGAUUAAAAACAGAACAAAAUCACUUGGUUUGUUGCUUGAUUUUACUUCGGAUAUAGUUUCCAGCCUAGGAUUGGAACCUGAUUAUGAAUACGAUGAUGGAGUGAUUUACAAUAAUUUUAAUGAGAGAAUAACUCAAAAAGUUAACAAUAAAGGAAAAGAAAGAGGAAAGAAAAACCCCCCAGAGAAAGAAAUAAUAGACCAUGAAUCUCCAAAAAAAAUUAAUGAUAAUAACAAAAAACAAUUUCCAAUAAAAGUAUUUUCCAGUUCUCAGGGAAAUAAUAGCGUUGUAAACAAUAGCAUAUCAUUUUUAGAAGAUCCUAGUUUAUUGAAUCCCAGAAUAAAAAACUUUUUACCAAAAAAUCUAUCAAAUAAUAAUAAAAAUGAAAAUUCUAGUUUAAAAGUUCCAAACGAUAUACUGAUAAUAGAACUUAAUUCAGAUCCAAUAACCAAUACUCCAAUUUCAAAAAAAUCAACCAAAAAUACAAGACUUGAUAAAAUUUUUUUGGCUGAUUUAUUUGGAAAAAGUAAAUCAGCCCUAGAUUUUGAUUUAGAUUCUGAUCCUAUUGUUUGGACUCCUGAAAAUAAAAAGGUUUCAAACUUUUUGAAAAACAGCACAAGAACAAAAACAGUGCCAUGCUUACCAAAAUUAACAUCAAAUAACACUAAUCAUUCUACCCCUAAAGCCACUCGGUCAAAAACUUUUCCCAGAUCUAUCGAUGAAAGAAAUUCUGAUUUUAUUAAUUAUGAUAAAAAAUUACUAAAAGAAAUAAAUAAACUUAAAACUAAAGAAGAUUGUUUAGCCGAAAUAAUCAUGGAUAUUGAGGAGUCUAUUUUUAACAAUUUAAGUAAAAAUGCAAAUCUCAACGAGUUUUUUGACCCAAUUGAAAUCAAAUCACUGAGAUCCAAUAACAAGUUACCUUUAAUAACCUGGACCAGAAAAAUAGUAUCCGAGUAUGAUUCUAAGAGAGAUAUUUUUGUUCCUGUUGCUGAAACCAAAAAAAAGGAAAACAUUGCAGCACUUUAUUAUUCGGCUUCUGAAAUUAUUGAAAAAAUUCAAAAUAAUGUAUUAAAAGAGGAAAUUAUAAGUUUAAAGACGAAUGGAAAGUUUGAAUUGAUUAUAGUGAUUGCUGAAGGAUUCAAUACUCAUUUAAGAAAACUUGAAACAUCUGACAAUAGAAGUUACGCUUCUCGGGUUCGAAAAGUAAUGAGCACAUCUGAAGAGCUUUCAAUAACAAGUAACAAUAAAAGCAAAUUGUCAAAAAAAAAGGAAGUACCACAGAAUAUUAAAAUGACAGCAGAAGAAAUUGAUGGUCAGGAUGGAAUCAACUGGAUUAAAUCUUUUACUUACACAAUCUCUUCUGAAAUUUACGAUAGUAAUAUGAGAAAUAGUGAAUUUUCAAAUAUUGGUGUCAUUAGAUCAGGAAGAGAUGCAAACGACUGCUAUUUGAAAUCUCUUCAGCAGUUUAAAUUCAUGACGAAUAAUAUUUCAAAAAACAUAUCUGAAAAGUUUCCAUCUUUAAUGUCUAUUCUGGAAACAUAUAUUAAAGGUGAUGGAUUGGGAAAAGGGUUUGAUGGUAAAAAACUCGCGAGAGAUUCACUUGAUGUUUCAUUAAAAAAAUUGUUUACUUCAAAUGAUCCUAACGAGAUCUUAAAUAAUUAA
Molecule: messenger RNA, 2322 nt
Organism: Ascoidea rubescens DSM 1968
Lineage: Eukaryota; Fungi; Ascomycota; Saccharomycetes; Ascoideales; Ascoideaceae
Gene: MMS4
Product: Mms4p
Exons: 3
Coding region: 1-2322 (773 amino acids)
Biological process (GO): replication fork processing; resolution of meiotic recombination intermediates; double-strand break repair
Cellular component (GO): nucleus; Holliday junction resolvase complex
Molecular function (GO): nuclease activity; DNA binding
Source: RefSeq, a predicted model, not a curated record